AUGGACGGCCCGGCCAUCAUCACCCAGGUGACCAACCCCAAGGAGGACGAGGGCCGCGCGCGGGGCGCGGGCGAGAAAGCGUCCCAGUGCAACGUCAGCCUCAAGAAGCAGAGGAGCCGCGGCAUCCUCAGCUCCUUCUUCUGCUGCUUCCGUGAUUACAAUGUGGAGGCCCCACCGGCCGGCGGCCCCAGCGUGCUUCCGCCGCUGCUGGAGGAGAACGGUGGGCUUCAGAAGGGUGACCAGAGGCAGGCCAUUCCCAUACCAAGUCCACCCGCUAAAUACCUCCUUCCAGAGGUGACGGUGCUUGACUAUGGAAAGAAAUGUGUGGUCAUUGAUCUAGAUGAAACCUUGGUGCACAGUUCAUUUAAGCCCAUUAGUAAUGCCGAUUUUAUUGUUCCGGUUGAAAUCGAUGGAACUAUACAUCAGGUGUACGUGCUGAAGCGGCCCCACGUGGACGAGUUCCUCCAGCGGAUGGGGCAGCUGUUCGAGUGCGUGCUCUUCACCGCCAGCCUGGCCAAGUACGCAGACCCGGUGGCCGACCUCCUGGACCGCUGGGGCGUGUUCCGGGCCCGCCUCUUCAGGGAGUCGUGCGUCUUCCAUCGCGGCAACUACGUGAAAGACCUGAGUCGCCUGGGCCGGGAGCUGAGCAAAGUGAUCAUCGUGGACAAUUCUCCCGCCUCCUACAUCUUCCAUCCCGAGAACGCAGUGCCCGUGCAGUCCUGGUUCGACGACAUGACGGACACGGAGCUGCUGGACCUCAUCCCCUUCUUCGAGGGCCUGAGCCGGGAAGACGACGUGUACAGCAUGUUGCACAGACUCUGCACUGGAUACACACGGAGCUGUUUGGGAAUUUUCUUUGCUGCUAUUGUGCUGCCACCAAAUGGAAUUGACCAGCGGCUGUUACACUGUUCUUUGCCACCGUGCCUAUGCUCAGAACCUGCUCACUGCUCAGCUGCAGAGCUGGACAGGGCCAGAGCCCCAGGCCCCCCCCACCCCCUGCAGAGCGCAGCAGGCACCCCCGCCUGGCUCUGGCCUCGGGAGUUCCGGAGGGAAGGGAGGCAAGGGGCCAGCGCACCACCCGGGCGUGGCGUGGCGUUUUCAGCUGCAGCCCAGGUCACAUGCUGUGACGAGCUGCCGGUUCUCUCUUGAGAACCCGUGGCCUCCAGCAGCUGCCCCACUGACGCGGCCCAAGCCCCUUCUCGGUCUUCUCUUUUGAAGCACAGCCGAUUUCUGAGCCGGGGUUGGGGAAACCUGUCCAGAUGCGGAACUCGUCGCCCCGGCCGGGCCGGGGAGAGGACGGGUGCCCUCCCCGGCCCGGGGCUUCCUCUGCAGCCUUUCCCAGUGAGCUGUUUAAGUAAGCAGUGCCAUGUUCCUUGUUUGACAAGACAGUCUAUAAAGUAUUGCCCUUAAAAAUAAUUUAGAAGAACCCUGUCGUGUCGGCACCAUUGCCUUAGUCCUCUGUGGGUUGGGCCUCCGCCACAGUUCUGGUGGGAGCGGCUGGCACUAGCUAGUGUGGGAACGGGGGUCGAAGUAAAAUUCUGUGCUUGCUUUCAUUCACAAAAUACUGAAGCCAGCUGCCAGGCGUGUCUUGCCAACAGCACUUUGAGCCGCAGACUGCCAUGCGCUCAGAAGAGAAAUAAGUAUUCAGGGGCAACUGGGUCCCCCAGCUUUCUGAGUGUGCAGAAUCCAGUAACCCCCAUGCCGGUUAAAGUAGAAACGGCCCCCUGCCAGCAUUAGCACACAUCACCACAGUUACCCGGCGGGUCUGCACACGCCGUAAGCCCUGAUCUGGAAAACUAGUCAUGAAACCAACCCGCUGCCUUAAAUGUCUCAAAUGUUGCAGUCCAGCGUCUGUCGUGUGUUGACCUCCACACAGCAGUCAGCCCUGGUGAGAGCCCCGGACCCUCAGCCGUGCCCUCGUCUCCACUGGCAUCCUGAGCGCUCCUCUGGGGCAGGGGGCAGAGAGGAUGAAGUUGUAGAGAUUUCAGGGGACUCAAACCUAUAGACGGUGUCUGCCUCUGCGAGACGGAGUGAUGACACUGGCGAGCUUGAGCCGGACUCUGCCCCUAGUAGGUCCUGAAGCCGUGAGCACCCCUGCACGAUUGUUGGGGGCGGAGUCCGGUUCCCGCCAUCGCAGCCCCGGAAUGCCUGGUGGGGGGCAGCAGACCCCCCAGGCUUCUGGAUUCCCUGCACCUUAUUUGACCACACUCCAAAAUUCCAUUUUUGUUUUCACCCUCGACUCUGCUUUAUGUACAUAAUCAGGAUAUCGAGAUCUCUCUCUAUAUUUUUAAUCAUCUACAUGUAAAUGAAGCAAUAGCAAUGACUAACAUAAGGCCAAGAAAUGAGAUGAAUGUUUGGGGUUUAUGUUUUUUAAGGUAAAUACGGGUAUUGUUUUUAAUUAUUACCUUUUAUUAAAUUGUGGGCUUUAAAACCUAAUGAACCCUAUUUGCAAUUUCUCUGUGCCAUAUGCUUCCCAUGUUUCCACAAUACCUCCCCCCCCAACUCUUCAACCAAAAGAGAAACCCCACCUCCUGAGUUUCCACGGCCCUUCUGGUCCCAGGUUAAUAUAGUCUCCUGGACAAGUAUUUUUUACAUUAAGAUCUGGGACAACAUCUCUUGGGUCUUGGACUCUGGCCCCCCGUGAUGUUAGGACAUCUGUGGCCGGGCCUUGAGUGGAGGUGCCCAGGCACAUCCGAGGUCGUCACUGCUCUGUCUUCCAUCGUUCUGGAAUCUUCUAUGUUGGUCUGUGGUUUCACACAUUAGCUGUUUGUAAACCAUGUAUCUGUAUACUGAGGAGGAACACCCCUGGUCACAGCCGAUGGGUGGUGGGGAAGCUCCUUUGACACAGUGCAAUUGUGAUGAGGUGACUUUGGAGACGGGAGGAGGCCCCGAUGACACGGACUUGCCAAGGUCGCAGCAUUUGAACUUCUGGUAUAGAAAAAGAAAUCUGUGGACCUAUGACCUGGCAACAUGUUGAAACCCUCCAGUUUAAAGACGGCCCUCUAAUAAAAUCUAGAACCACACAGCCCAAUAGGGUCAAACACUCGUGACGUUUGUGCCUCCGCUUUUAAAGGUGCUGUGAUGUUGGCACGCCAGGGUUGGAGAGGCUGCCUCUGUUCCUAUUUCACUGUAAAGUCGAUGCUGUCUGUUCCCCGUUCGUUCUCCAGGGAGCUUCUCUGCAGACUAACCCCCCUCCCCUCCCCCCACCCAGUGGUGGAGAUUCGGUGCCUGGGUAGUCAUGGGUUUCUGUUGGACAUUUGAAUGUGAUAAGCAAGCCAGAGUUUCUCGGGAAACAGGACACGUGGGGUGUGCACGUUUCCAGGGGCGAGCCUUGUGGGUCGAGAGGUUUGCAAUGAUUUCCUUCCUGCCAAAAAUAAACACGUGAAACAGCG
Messenger RNA from Hyaena hyaena (striped hyena), 3392 nucleotides. It is a transcript of the gene CTDSPL, whose product is annotated as CTD small phosphatase like. The record is from RefSeq and is a predicted model, not a curated record. Lineage: Eukaryota; Metazoa; Chordata; Mammalia; Carnivora; Hyaenidae. The coding region runs from base 1 to 1149 and encodes 382 amino acids. The transcript is spliced from 9 exons. Gene Ontology annotation, molecular function: RNA polymerase II CTD heptapeptide repeat phosphatase activity.